Mesocricetus auratus (golden hamster) is the source of this 1250-nucleotide messenger RNA. It is a transcript of the gene Alad, whose product is annotated as aminolevulinate dehydratase. Gene Ontology annotation, cellular component: cytosol. NCBI's taxonomy places the organism in Eukaryota, Metazoa, Chordata, Mammalia, Rodentia, Cricetidae. The transcript is spliced from 12 exons. Gene Ontology annotation, molecular function: zinc ion binding; porphobilinogen synthase activity. The record is from RefSeq and is a predicted model, not a curated record. Bases 171 to 1163 code for a protein of 330 amino acids. Gene Ontology annotation, biological process: heme biosynthetic process.
GCCGCAAGGGUAGUCUCGGAACGCGAGGCGUCUGGCAGGCUGGAGAACUGGGAGCGAACAAUGAGAGUCGCUUGUCCUGGGUGUCGACAGCUUCUGCUCCUUCGGUCAUUAGAACAACCCAUUGAGAGCUGAGUCCACAGCAAACCGCCCUGUGCUGUGCACCCCACACCAUGCAUCACCAGUCCAUUCUGCACAGCGGCUACUUCCACCCGCUGCUUCGGGCCUGGCAGACCUCUGCCUCCACCAUCAGUGCCUCCAACCUCAUCUAUCCCAUCUUUGUCACGGAUGUUCCUGAUGACGUCCAGCCCAUUGCCAGCCUCCCGGGAGUGGCCAGGUAUGGUGUGAACCAGCUGGAGGACAUGCUGAGACCCCUGGUGGAAGCGGGCCUGCGCUGUGUCCUGAUUUUCGGCGUCCCCAGCAGAGUUCCCAAGGAUGAGCAGGGUUCUGCAGCUGACUCUGAGGACUCCCCAGCUAUUGAGGCUAUCCGUCUAUUGAGAAAGACCUUCCCUGACCUCCUGGUGGCCUGUGACGUCUGCUUGUGCCCCUACACCUCCCAUGGUCACUGCGGCCUCCUGAGUGAGAACGGAGCAUUUCUAGCUGAGGAAAGCCGACAGCGGUUGGCAGAGGUGGCACUGGCCUAUGCCAAGGCAGGGUGUCAGGUUGUAGCUCCAUCAGACAUGAUGGAUGGACGUGUUGAGGCCAUCAAGACUGCCCUGCUAAAACACGGACUUGGCAACAGGGUCUCUGUGAUGAGCUAUAGUGCCAAAUUUGCCUCCUGUUUCUAUGGCCCUUUCCGGGAUGCAGCUCAGUCAAGCCCAGCUUUUGGAGACCGCCGCUGUUACCAGCUGCCUCCUGGAGCCCGUGGCCUGGCCCUCCGCGCAGUGACCCGGGACAUUCGGGAAGGAGCUGACAUGCUCAUGGUGAAGCCGGGGCUGCCCUACCUGGAUGUGGUUCGGGAGGUGAAGGACAAGCACCCCGAACUCCCCCUCGCAGUAUACCAGGUAUCAGGAGAGUUUGCCAUGCUGUGGCAUGGAGCCAAGGCUGGGGCCUUUGAUCUCAGGACUGCUGUACUGGAGACCAUGACGGCCUUCCGCAGAGCUGGUGCCGAUGUUAUCAUCACCUACUUUACACCCCAGCUGUUGAAGUGGCUGAAGGAAGAGUGAUGGGAGAGUGUGUAGGACUUGAUCUUAACAAAGCUCCUUUGGGCCAUGAGAAGUGAAAACCAAAGUAAAUGCUGCUGUUAGAACUGU